Messenger RNA from Argiope bruennichi, 1779 nucleotides. RefSeq names its product probable ATP-dependent RNA helicase DDX52 (gene ais). Gene Ontology annotation, cellular component: 90S preribosome. NCBI's taxonomy places the organism in Eukaryota, Metazoa, Arthropoda, Arachnida, Araneae, Araneidae. Gene Ontology annotation, biological process: maturation of SSU-rRNA. The transcript is spliced from 14 exons. Gene Ontology annotation, molecular function: nucleic acid binding; ATP binding; RNA helicase activity. Bases 21 to 1694 code for a protein of 557 amino acids. The record is from RefSeq and is a predicted model, not a curated record.
AACAGUCAACACGAGAAAGCAUGGAUGGAUUUGAAUUAUUUUCUCAACUUGCGUUUGGGACCACUUUGGAUCCUAAAAAACCUCGGAAACGGAAAAAUAAAUUGAAGAAUUAUAAAAGAAAUAAGAGGCGGAGGUUUGAAGAAUCCCAGAAAGAAGAAGAAGAAAAUGUUUCAGAUAAGAAUAUUUCUUCUGAUGAUAGCUCAUCUGAUCUCAGUGAAGAUUCUGAUCCUGAGUCUAGUGCAGAAGUGCCUCAAAAGCCAAAGAAAAAGGCAAAGAAAAAAAGAUUAUCAACUAUGCAACUAUUUAAAAUUAGAAAGGAAGAAGUAACUCAUUUUCGUCGAGUUCAUAAGAUAUAUGUCACAGGUGAAGAUAUUCCAGAUCCCAUGGAGAGUUUCAAUCAAUUAGUUGCAGAUUAUGGUGUUAGCAGUACCAUUUUAGAUAAUAUAAAGAAUUUAGGUUAUUCAAAUCCUACACCUAUUCAAAUGCAGUCCAUACCUUUGAUGAUGCAUAAUCGGCAGAUACUUGCUUGUGCUCCUACUGGUUCAGGCAAGACAGCUGCAUUUCUUAUUCCCCUAAUUCAUAACCUAAAGGGCCCUGAGAAAGGUGGUAUCCGUGCUGUUAUUUUAGCUCCUACUAGAGAAUUGGUAAAACAGACAUACUCUUUUUGUGUUAAACUUUCUGAAGGGACAAAUCUACGACCUCUUAUAAUUGAGAAUGUUAAUGAUGUUAAAGACCGUCCUAAGUUUCUUAGAAAACAUGAUAUUUUGAUAUCAACACCUAAUCGUCUUAUUUAUUUACUUAAAAAUGAUCCACCUUCCAUAAAAUUAAACAAGGUGCAAUGGUUGAUAGUUGAUGAAUGUGACAAACUUUUUGAAACUGGAAAAGAAGAGAAGAGUUUUAGAGAUCAAUUAGCUUUCAUCUAUAAUGCUUGUGAUUCUUCAUUUUUGAAAAGAGCUAUGUUUAGUGCCACAUAUAGACAUGAGGUUGAAGAAUGGUGUAAAUUGAAUCUUGACAGCCUUGUUUGUGUUUCCAUUGGAACAAAGAAUACUGCUGUGGAAUCUGUUAAACAAGAGCUGCUUUUUACUGGUUGGGAAUCUGGGAAACUUCUAGCUAUAAAGAAUUUCUUGCAAGAAGGUUUUACACCACCUUGUCUGAUAUUUGUUCAAAGUAAAGAAAGAGCUAAAGAAUUAUAUUCCGAGAUAGCUUACUUGUAUUCUAAAGUUGAUGUGAUACAUUCUGAUUUAACUCAAGAACAAAGAGACAAAGUAAUGCAGAACUUUAUUGAUGGGAAAGUUUGGAUUUUGAUUUGUACUGAAUUGAUGGGUCGAGGAAUGGAUUUUCAAGAUGUACAAGUUGUAAUCAAUUAUGAUUUUCCUAUAACUGCUAUCGAAUAUAUUCAUAGAAUAGGUCGAACUGGAAGAGCUGGAAAAACUGGCAGAGCCAUAACUUAUUUUACAACAGAUGAUGUUGAUAAUUUAAAGAACAUCGCUCAAGUAAUUAAAAAUGCAGGUUGUGAAGUACCAGAAUACAUUAUGAGUCUGAAGAGUAAAAAAAAGAAAAACGAAUUUCAAAGACCUAUCAAGAGACAAAAGAUUUCAACUGUUACUACAUGUGAUUUACAGAAAAAGUCUAAGAAAAGGAAAUUGGUACCAAAUUCUAUUAAAAAGAAGUUAAAGAAGAAAACUGAUGCAUAGUUCCAUCUAUUUAUUCAUAUGUAUAUAUCAUUGGAAUAUAGAUGUGUAAAUAAUGAAGAUUGAAUAAAGAUCUUGUGUGUUUCUC